Messenger RNA from Epinephelus moara (kelp grouper), 1602 nucleotides. RefSeq names its product hyaluronidase PH-20-like. Gene Ontology annotation, biological process: hyaluronan catabolic process; carbohydrate metabolic process. Gene Ontology annotation, molecular function: hyalurononglucosaminidase activity. The record is from RefSeq and is a predicted model, not a curated record. Bases 42 to 1379 code for a protein of 445 amino acids. Gene Ontology annotation, cellular component: acrosomal vesicle. NCBI's taxonomy places the organism in Eukaryota, Metazoa, Chordata, Actinopteri, Perciformes, Serranidae. The transcript has 4 exons.
AAACAGUGAACAGUCCGUCAGAGGAGAGAAGCAGAGCCAUCAUGAUGACCUCAACCUUCCGGUCCUGCAUUGUCCUCGGUCUCAUCGGAUCUAUCACCACCAUCCUCGCACUGCCACCUACUGAGCCGCCACUGAUCCAUGACCACCCCUUUGUAGCCAUAUGGAACGCCCCCACCGAGCAGUGUCGACGACUCCAAAUCCCACUGGACACUGGCGCCUUCCAGGCAGUGACCACACCCGCCGCAGUGCCCGGUCAGUUCCUCACCAUCUUCUACGAGGACCGCCUCGGUCUGUACCCUAAAGUUGAUGUCGACAAACGCAAGCAGUACAGAGGUGGAGUCCCCCAGAACGGCAACCUGACGGAGCACCUGGCCAAGGCCCAGAUUCAAAUUGAUCACUCCAUCUCCCAGGAUUCCUCCCCUGGGCUGGCUGUCAUCGACUGGGAGUCCUGGCGCCCCCUGUGGGACCAGAACUGGGGAUCGAAGCGUAUCUAUAAGAAGCUGUCCAUCUCUCACGCCCUGCAGAUGGCCCCAUUUUUGUCAUCAAGGAAAAUUUCCAAACUGGCAAAAAUGCAGUUCCAGCGCGCUGGGCGGCGCUUCAUGGAGAAAACCAUCAGCCUUGGCAUUGGCGAGCGUCCAAGCCGCCGCUGGGGCUUCUACCUGUUCCCUGACUGCCACAACUAUGCCUGGAGUAAGCCCGGCUACACAGGGAAGUGCUCUGCGAAGAUCCAGAAGCAGAAUGACCAGAUGCUGUGGCUGUGGGAGCGCAGCACCGCCCUCUUCCCCUCCAUCUAUCUUCACCAGAACCUGAGGAACUCCCCCAAGGCCACGCUCUAUGUCCGCAACCGUGUCCAAGAGGCGCUGAGGGUGGCCAUGCUGCCGAAACGUCCUUACACCAUGCCAAUCUACGUCUACUCCAGGCCACUGUACCGGGACCAGACCCAAAAGUUCCAGAGCCAGACGGACCUGGUGAGCACUGUGGGAGAGUCUGCAGCUCUGGGAGCUUCAGGGGUCGUAAUGUGGGGAGGAAGCAAAGACUACAACAACAAGGCUGCCUGCCAGUCUCUGUCCGAGUACCUGACGUCCACCUUCAACCCGUACAUUGCCAACGUGACCGCAGCCGCCAUGCUCUGCAGCGAGGUCUUGUGCCAGGCGAAGGGCCGUUGCAUCAGGAAGAACUACGACUCCAGCCACUACCUGCACCUGAACCCCGCCUACUUCAGCAUCCUGCGGGCUAACAGGAAGUACGUGGCGAUUGGUCUUCCCUCUGCUGCUGACCUGAAGGCCUGGGCUGACAACUUCACGUGUCAGUGCUACGCAGGGUGGCGCUGUGCACCCCAACUGUCCCUGCCGACUAAAAUCAAACUCAUCUGGGUUUAAUCUGUAAUCUGGAUAGAUUGCAUUGCUGAAGCAUUAUGUAGUCGGUAAAACUACUGUCUUUAAUUUGCUGAAAAUGUAAUUUGUUUAUUUAAAAAACAGAAAAAUCUGAUUCUACAAAAAUUCUGUUCUACACUUUGAAAGUUUCUUUCACACAUCACAAACAAUACUGAUUAAUUUAAAAUGAAAACCAAAAGUUACCUUAAUAAACGCUUUUAGAAAACAA